This is a messenger RNA of Lottia gigantea (owl limpet), 1293 nucleotides long. RefSeq lists its product as hypothetical. Gene Ontology annotation, cellular component: membrane. The transcript has 11 exons. Bases 1 to 1293 code for a protein of 430 amino acids. The record is from RefSeq and is a predicted model, not a curated record. Gene Ontology annotation, biological process: regulation of peptide transport. NCBI's taxonomy places the organism in Eukaryota, Metazoa, Mollusca, Gastropoda, Lottiidae.
AUGUUAGGAUUGAGUGGUUUGUCAAGGGUACAGAGAUUAAUAUUAGGAAUUAUCGUGCUACUCAUUGUAGAUGUAAUAUGGGUAGCUUCUUCCGAAUUAACAGAGUAUAUAUUCGAAGAUUUUAAAAGACCAUUCUUUACUACGUAUAUCAAAACAGCCAUGAUGAGUAUGUAUUUAUUUGGUUUUAUUAUAUGGAAACCAUGGCGACAACAGUGUACCCACGUUCCGAGUGAACCAAUAUAUGUCCCAGUAAAAUAUGAUAAAAACAGUGGAACUGAUUCUGAUGAUUCUUCAGGAAGAAGAUCGAUAAGUUUUAACAGUUUAUCAGAAGUUCGACAAUUACCAGAUACUCAUGCGGAAGAUGCUGUUUUAUCACGUCUAUCGUAUUCAGCGAGUUUAAAAGCGGAAGAAGAUAGGUUGAAAGCUUUAAGUAAAUUAUCAGUCAAACAAGUCGCCAAAUUAGGUUUUUUGUUUUCAGUUCUAUGGUUUUUUGCCAAUUUUUCGUACCAACAAGCUUUAUUAGAUACGGAGGCGGCCAUUGUUAAUGUUUUAUCGUCAACAUCUGGUUUAUUUACCCUAGUCUGUUCUGCCGUGUAUCCUAGUUCUAGUCUCGAUAGAUUUUCUUUAUCGAAAUUAGUAGCAGUAUUUAUCAGUAUUGGUGGUGUAGUGAUUGUUAGUAUCUCUGAUAAAAGUUUUGAAGAUAAUAUUCCAGUCGGGGCGUUAUGGGCGUUAUUAAGUUCGAUAUUAUACGCCCUAUAUCUGGUCUCGCUACGAAGAAAAGUGGAUCACGAGGACAAACUAGAUAUACCCAUGUUUUUUGGUUUUGUUGGAAUAAUUUGCAGUGUAAUAAUAUGGCCAGGGUUUCUGAUUCUUCACUAUUCUAAAACGGAGAUAUUUAUAUGGCCAACACGGUCUCAGUGGUUGUAUAUUACAGUCAACGGAUUAAUAGGCACCGUUUUCUCAGAGUUCUUAUGGCUGUGGGGAUGUUUUUUGACGUCAUCGUUAAUUGGUACGUUAGCUCUGGGAUUAACGAUACCCCUCACGAUGAUAGCUGAUGCUAUAAUGAAAGAGGUUCACUAUUCCUGGAUUUUUUACGCAGGAACUGUUCCAAUUUUCUUGUCGUUUUUUGCCAUCAGUUUUUUAACUCAUUAUGAAAAUUGGGAUCCUGUAUUGAUUGGUUUAAAGAAAUUAUUACAUUGUGUUUGUAAGAAAAGAUCAAAAAUAAGGUUAAGAGAGCUAGAUAGAGAACAGACUGAAAGUUUAAUAGUUGCUUCUGGUGCUAGCAGUUCCUGA